ACACUUUUUUGUUUGUGAGUACAGGUGCGUCAGUAUUGUUGCUCGGUCCCAGACCCUAGGAACAAAACAAAAUAGCAACUCUCACAAGAGAAAUCAAUUUAAAACAUCCGAAGUAUUUUCAGGAAUGAGAUUUGAUAAAAAAAACGCAUCAGAGAUUCGUCUAUCCCAAUUCGUAAUUCUAAUCCAGGCUAAUUUUUUUUUUUUUUUUCAUUUAAUUUUUUUCAACAUUUUGCAUUUUUAACGACGGUGAAGAGCUACAAGAUGAUGCUUAAUAACGCUGCUGCCAUAUUGCAAAAUGAUUUACGUUAGUUGAUAUACGUUACCAGAGUAACAUAUGUAAACAAAACUGUAUGUGUAUGCGAAAAACGACUUUUACAGAAGAAAUUCUUGUAUCGAAACUGCUUACUAACAUCGGGCCUGACGCAACAAGUAAUAAGAAACAUGAACAGUUAAUUGCGGUCAGCCAAAAAUUUUAAUUUUUGAUUACUCUUUUUCGAAAAUAGUCUCUGUAUUAAAUAUAGUUUUCAUUGUGAAAAGAUAUUCUUCAUAUUGAGUACGAACCUACGAAGUGCAAUGGCAUCAAAAAUGGCGCUCUUAUUUUUAACACUGUUGAUAUGUAUUGUAUGUAUUAGCAAAGGAGAGAUACUACGAUUGUCUGAAUGCAACAAGUUUUAUGCUGUCUUUGAUGUUGUAUUCAACAAUUUUCUACUGAUAAAUACGACAUAUUCUUUGGUUAGAAACGUCGAGCUGAAUAGAUGCUUGAUCAUAUGCAUGCAAUAUCCAAAAUGCAAAUCAUUCAGCUACAUGUUUCAUCACUCACAAUGCCGAAUACACCAUUCCACUAGAACUGACACUGGAAGUAACUUACAAAAGGAAAAUGGAUGGACACACUAUGAAACCAAUGAGAAUGCAACGAACGUCGGCCCAGUUUGUGAAGAAAGAAAACCAUGCAAAUGUGGGAAAUGUGUGGAUACAUGUGAUGAGACAGGCUUCAAAUGUGAGGGUGAUUGGAUUUUAUUGAAACGCAAUGUCUGCUUUGGAGCACGUGCAAACAAGUUUGGAACAUUUAAAGUACAACAUGACACAGUAUUGACAGACAUAAAAUUGGUACAUGUUGGUGGACCUGGUCUAACGUGCGAAGAAAACAUGCCACUAACAAAGUGGGGUUGUGAGCACAAUAGCGAUUAUAUUGAUGGAAAUGUUGCGGCUGUCAUUACAGAUGAUCAAAACAACCUACUUUAUCCAUCUAUGGAUGAUUAUGCCGGUCGUGGAUUCUUUACUGUACCAGGCUACAACGCCAACUCACCCUAUCUCAUCUUUGAUGCAACAAGUCACACUGUUUACAAAGGACAGGAGCUUAGAUUGCAUUAUGGUGAAGCUUGGGCGUCUGAUGGAUACCCCUUUAAUAACAGUGGUGAAUCAUGUGCAGAUAUUUAUGCGAAAUUGUGUGACGAAUAAUUUUUUUGUGAAUGAUGCAAUCCUCUUCAGUUUGAAUUAAAUCAAGAAAUGCGAUAAAUUUUUUUCUUAAACCUUAAAAUGAAGGAAAACUGUGUUAUUUUAAGACUUUACACGAUAAACAUUACAUUAUUAAAUUUCUAUGUAGAUACACACGAGAUUGAAAGAAGUUAGUUAAAACUUUUAAAACCAAGUAUUUUAGUUACAAUCUUAUUAUUAUAAAAAUAUUAUCAAUAAAAAUUAGUAACAACAG
This is a messenger RNA of Hydractinia symbiolongicarpus, 1708 nucleotides long. RefSeq lists its product as uncharacterized. The coding region runs from base 574 to 1458 and encodes 294 amino acids. The transcript has 3 exons. NCBI's taxonomy places the organism in Eukaryota, Metazoa, Cnidaria, Hydrozoa, Anthoathecata, Hydractiniidae. The record is from RefSeq and is a predicted model, not a curated record.